This is a messenger RNA of Cucumis melo (muskmelon), 1409 nucleotides long. RefSeq names its product fatty-acid-binding protein 1. Lineage: Eukaryota; Viridiplantae; Streptophyta; Magnoliopsida; Cucurbitales; Cucurbitaceae. Bases 349 to 1206 code for a protein of 285 amino acids. The record is from RefSeq and is a predicted model, not a curated record. The transcript has 4 exons. Gene Ontology annotation, molecular function: intramolecular lyase activity.
CGAAACCAACCUUAAUUUCUUUUUCCCGCUUCCUAAUUUUCCCCUGUUCUGUUCUUCUUCUUCCUUAACGACCUCUAGGCCUUUUAUUUCUUUUGUCUUUUACUUUCUUUCUUCAUCGGGAUCUAAGUAAUAUGAAUGGUUUGCAAAGACAACUCAAUAAAAGAGUAUGUAAUAGAGUUGUUUCGUGUGGAUGACCCCAUUUUGGUUCUUUAAUUUUGAACAAUCCCAAUUUUGUUAAAAAUUUCUUUGUCUUUUACUUACAUCACUUUUUCUCUUUUUUUUUUUUUUUUUUGCUUUUUUAUUUCAACUAAAAAAGACACUUUUCCGUAUCUAACCGCCAAAAAAAAAAUGGUAUCUCUCCGCUUCCCAUUCUCGUUUCCUCAGCCACCAAAGCCCCCCCGUCGUAGCUUUCUCCGACCCUCGUACGCUGUCGCUGUCGCUGCCGGCGGCGCUGCGGCGGCAGUCGGAUUUGUCUAUGCAGCUAGGAACUCGACGAACCCACAAACCCCAUUUCUUGAAAGCGCAUUGAAUUUGCUCUUCUCAGAUCAUUCAUCUCCCUUGUGGGCUUCUCUCUCUCUGGCGGAAAAUUCGGCCGCCUCUUCAGUUGUUGAUUCGAAGACUGGAUUUUCAUUUCCGUCUGUGAUUGGAGAUUCUCAGCAGCUUCUUGGAAUUGGGUUGCGAAGAAAAGCCAUUUUGGGACUGAAGAACAUCAAUGUUUAUGCAUUUGGUGUUUAUGCUGACAAUGAUGACAUAAAGGAAUCACUGAGUGAGAAGUACGGGAAACUCACUGUAUCUGAACUACAAGAAAAGGACUUUGACAAAGAUGUCAUGGAAGGCGAUAUAUGCAUGACUGUUAGACUUCAAAUCGUCUAUGGAAAACUGAGCAUCCGAUCAGUUCGAAGUGCAUUUGAAGAGUCUGUUGGAAACCGACUCCAGAAGUUUGGGGGUUCAGACAACAAAGAAUUGCUUCACAAAUUCACUUCCCAAUUCAAAGACGAGUACAAAAUACCUCGAGGAUCGGUGAUCGAUCUCUCAAAAGAACGAGGGCACGUCCUCCGUACAAUCAUUGAUGGAAAGGAAGUGGGAAGCAUCCAGAGCCAAUUGUUGUGUAGAGCCAUCUUAGAUCUCUAUAUUGGUGAAGAUCCAUUUGAUAAACAAGCCAAAGAAGACAUCAGACAAGCCUUAACUUCUAUUCUUCAGAAGUAAUAGUCAAAAAAUAAAGGGAGAGAAAAAUGAGGAGAUUGGUGCUGUCCUUCUUGUUUUGAUAUUGCUGAUGUUUAAAAUGGAGUUUCUUUUUCUCUCUCUCUCUCUCUCUCUCUUUUUCUUUUUACUGUUCGAAUAUUUAUUUUUUUGGUCAAUUUGCGUUUUGGGCUCUUUUAACCUUAAUGUCAAUCUCCUUUUUCUUUUUA